CGGCUGGAAAGGAGACUCCGGGCUGGGGUCGCGGUGGGAGUCUGGAAGCGUCUGUUUCUCUGUGGCGUCGGGUUCGCGAGCGGAGUCCGUCGGUCCCGCCGAGUGCUCCCGAGGCGGGGCAGAGUUCUAAGGGUUUUGACUUUGGUCUGUUUUUAAGGGGAGGGGGUGUGAACAGGGAAGAGAAUGGACAGGAUACUGACUGGAACGUUAAUUGGAGCAUUUCCUAAGCGAAGAGCCAUCUAAUUCCAUAUUCUUCUCCCUUCAUUUGCUCCAUUAGGGCUAACUUCAUUUCUGAAUCCUCCGUGUUGAGAUCGUACAGUGCGUUUGGCCUGUUUCAGGGGUGACAGGUUAAUCCCAUCCCCGCGCAUUUUAAUUAGGGCACGCCACUCAACCACGUGUUAGCGAUGGAAUUUCUGAAGACUUGUGUGCUUAGGAGAAAGGCAUGGACCACGGUUUGCUUCUGGAGAAGCCAAGUUAUACAAAAGCUUUCCGUUAGAAAGAUCGGUACUACCUCUCCGAGGAGCACUGUCAUGCCCGCGUGGGUGAUAGACAAAUACGGGAAGAAUGAAGUGCUUCGAUUCACUCAGAACAUGAGGAUGCCCAUCAUACACUAUCCGAACGAAGUCAUUAUCAAAGUGCACGCUACGAGUGUAAAUCCCAUAGAUGUUAAUAUGAGAAGUGGUUAUGGAGCUGCAGCUUUAAAUAUGAAACGUGACCCUUUACAUAUUAAAAUCAAAGGAGAAGAAUUCCCCCUGACUCUGGGUCGGGAUGUCUCUGGUGUGGUGAUGGAAUGUGGACUUGAUGUGAGGUACUUCAAGCCUGGAGAUGAGGUCUGGGCUGCAGUUCCUCCCUGGAAACAAGGCACUCUCUCAGAGUUUGUUGUAGUCAGUGGGAAUGAGGUCUCUCACAAGCCCAAAUCACUCACUCAUACUCAAGCUGCCUCUUUGCCAUAUGUGGCUCUCACAGCCUGGUCUGCCAUAAACAAGGUUGGCGGCCUGAAUGAAAAAAAUUGCACAGGAAAACGUGUUUUAAUCUUGGGUGCUUCAGGUGGAGUUGGUACUUUUGCUAUACAGGUAAUGAAAGCAUGGGAUGCUCAUGUGACAGCAGUUUGCUCUCAGGAUGCCAGUGGACUUGUAAAGAAGCUUGGGGCAGAUGAUGUAAUUGAUUACAAAUCUGGAAAUGUGGAAGAACAGUUGAAAUCUUUAAAACCGUUUGAUUUUAUCCUUGAUAAUGUUGGUGGGUCCACUGAAACGUGGGCUCUAAAUUUACUCAAGAAAUGGUCAGGAGCCACAUACGUGACUUUGGUGACUCCUUUUCUCCUGAACAUGGACCGGUUGGGCGUAGCAGACGGCAUGUUGCAGACGGGCGUCACCAUGGGCUCUAAGACACUAAAGCAUUUCUGGCAAGGAGUCCAUUACCGCUGGGCCUUUUUCAUGGCCAGUGGUCUAUAUCUGGAUGACAUUGCAAAGCUGGUGGAUGAAGGAAAGAUUCAGCCAGUUAUUGAAAAAACCUUUCCUUUUUCUGAAGUUCCAGAAGCCUUUCUGAAGGUGGAAAGAGGACAUGCACGAGGAAAGACUGUAAUUAAUGUCAUUUAAAUAAAUAGUGUUUGGUGAUUA
This is a messenger RNA of Myotis lucifugus (little brown bat), 1616 nucleotides long. It is a transcript of the gene RTN4IP1, whose product is annotated as reticulon 4 interacting protein 1. Gene Ontology annotation, molecular function: zinc ion binding; oxidoreductase activity. Bases 405 to 1595 code for a protein of 396 amino acids. NCBI's taxonomy places the organism in Eukaryota, Metazoa, Chordata, Mammalia, Chiroptera, Vespertilionidae. The record is from RefSeq and is a predicted model, not a curated record. The transcript has 9 exons. Gene Ontology annotation, cellular component: mitochondrion.